UCGAAUAUGUAUUUCUUCUCUUGAAGAUCCACGUUUGAACACCUUGAAGGAAAUAAAACAAUGGUUCAUUCAAGGUGAUAAACAAAAGAAAGAUUCAAGUUUAUUCGGAUCAAUUAGAGAAAUGGCUGGUGACUCUUCUACACAUACGGUUCAAUUUUAUGAAUAUGCAAUAAACAAGUUAACAAUUACAAUGCAAAUGAUAUCAGAAAUACAAAGCUUGAAUUAUGGUUUAGCUGAUAGUUCAGGCUAUGUGCUUGCUGAUUUAAAACAAAGAUAA
Messenger RNA from Racocetra persica, 277 nucleotides. NCBI's taxonomy places the organism in Eukaryota, Fungi, Glomeromycota, Glomeromycetes, Diversisporales, Gigasporaceae. The record is from the annotation of a GenBank genome assembly.